Messenger RNA from Silurus meridionalis, 3578 nucleotides. RefSeq lists its product as uncharacterized. The record is from RefSeq and is a predicted model, not a curated record. Bases 1 to 1200 code for a protein of 399 amino acids. NCBI's taxonomy places the organism in Eukaryota, Metazoa, Chordata, Actinopteri, Siluriformes, Siluridae. The transcript is spliced from 4 exons.
AUGCGGCUUGGUGCAACAGUUGCGGCCUCGCCUUUGCAUGAUUCACCUCCGUGUGAAGAGCCCAUCGUUUCACAGGCAGCUUCUAAGGCUGAUAUUGACUCAUUAAAGUCAGAGCUGCUGUCCUCUUUGAGGUCCAAAAUCACUGAGAUUUUUAAGGCCGAACUACGUGCAUUGGAACGUACAUUGGGAGAUGAUUUACUAACAAUAAAGUCGGAGCUGCAGGCGGUGAAGGCGCAGCUGUCCAGCGAUAAAGCUGUGAAUGAGGCUGCGGUGCGGGAACUAAAGGGCACCGUGGUUGAAAUGGAGCGCUCACUUUCUGUUUGCACCGAUGAUAUCACUGGCGUGCUACCACCCACUUUCAGUCAAGCCUCAAUAGCCCAUCUCUUGAAGAAGGGCAAGGAUCCCAACCUGUGCGGGUUGUACAGACCGCUGUCACUGCUGAAUGCCGAUGUGAAAGUGCUGGCGAAAAGACCGGCUCUGAGUUCCGACAUAUUUAUUGGCGUAACGUGGGGCCCUGAAGGUCAGCACAAAGGUCGAAAACCUGAACAGGGGACCGAGCAUCCUGUGGGCUACAGCCGCUGGAAACAAAAAAUUCAGAGAAAAAAGGUUCGUGAAGCCACACACGGGGCACAGGUUGAUGAGCCACUGCAGCAGGUGCAACCAGGUGACUACGUGUAUAUCAAAGUGUUUAAAAGGAAACACUGGAGUGAGCCACGACGUGAAGGCCCAUUCAAGGUGGUACUAGCAACUCCUACCGCAGUCAAGGUUGAAGGUAAGGAAUACUGGUAUCAUCUUAACCAUUGUUGCAGAGCUGCGGUGAAAGGACUAGAGUGGAGGAAAUCUCAGGCUGAGUUGGCACACUGCGCCCACUCUGACGACUCAGAGGACGAUGACGACGGCGCAGGCCCAGCACAGGACAGAGGACCAGCAUACAGGACACGUGCCAAAACCACACAACCACGGCCAGUUGAAGGAGAACCGAGCCCAGGUUGUUCGUAUCAGGUUGAUUCACGACCACCACAUGACACACUAGACCAUGACACACUAGACUCUGACACACUAGACUCUGACAAACUAGAAGAGACUGUGCAGAGACUACUAGGCAGCGAAGAAAACACUGUCACUCCACCUGAACAGUUUGACACUCUUAAUCUACAAGAUCUAGUAGACUUAGAUAUCGAUCCACCUGUGGAACCAUGAUGAAAAAUUGCCCAAAGACCAAACAGACUCCCACCAAAAGACACUGGGCAGUACUCGUUAUGGCUUUAGUAGUAUGGGUCAUUUGCAUAUAUAUUUCCCUUAACCAAAACCAACAUCAUCCAGCAGAUAUAUCAGUCCCUUUGUCUAAUAUUUCUCUAAAUAACUGCUCCCAGCCCGCAGCAUACCUAGAAAGUCGUAACAUGUCCACACACAGAUAUAAGAGAUCUCAACCCCUAAGGUCCCUAGAUCGCCACGCUGUAACCAGUCUCACUUCAGCACAGGCUGCAAAGGUUUCUGUAUAUAUGGCCAGAAACGUGCUUGCAGAACAGUUCCGGUGUGCAUUGGGCGUUUUAAAUAACACCAAGGUCCUACCAUCCUUUCCAGUAACUGCACAACAUAUGUUUAUAACAUAUACUAUAUCCCUUUUUCAUCCCUGCAACUCUACAGAGAUAAAUAAUACUCCUGAAUACGAGAUGAGACUUGAGGCUCGAAUGACCGACACGGAUAAAGAAACAGACAUUAUAGUGGUCACAGGAGUACCCCACAGAGUUAUACCUCGCAUAUUAGGCACCCGCAGUUGUGUUGAUAUUACGCUUUUGUGGUAUUUUGGUUUUCCCCAAGUAGGGAUCCCGCAUGGCACGUUUGGAAGAACCUCAGUGGAAUCUCUAGCGUAUGGGGAUGUUUUGUAUAAAAGUCUAGUAUAUGUCCCUAACUGGCAGGAAGGGAUGAACUUACCUAGAAUACAAUUUAGUUUUAGAUACAAGAACCCCAACUAUCCCUCUAAUCCAAAAGCCCUGACCUGUUUCAGAUGUGCGGAAAGGAUCAAUGUAACAUCAGUAAAGCAAUAUGCUGAAACUACAAACAUUCAGCCAAACCUUAACCUGUACAGGCAAUGGUUGGUAGAUUCGGGGCGUGCAGCAGUGCCCCACUCUACAUGCAUUGUAUGUGACAGAAGAUCUCGACGUCCACCUCGUGUUAUGCCGACAGUAGGGUUAGAGGCAUGUGACAAAGCACCUUAUGACACCACUCAUCUUUGUCCAGCUAUAUGUUUUUUGGGUUCAGCUGCUGUUGAUUAUGGUGCCAACUGGAUGCGCUCACGUAGUGCUGCACACCAAACAUAUCCUUUUACUAAUAUCCUUUGUAUUAUGUAUAUAGAUGUAUAUCUGUCUAGCCAUCUAUCUAUCUGUGCCUGAUUACUGAUCUUGAUACUGAUGACAUGCCCGCAGAGUCUUACUUCUAUAUUUCCCACUUUCAUGAAAAUUGCUUCAAGACGCUGCUUGUCCAAAUUAUGUUGUAUGAACCAUGUUGUUGUUGUGAGUUCUUCAUGUUGUGUGCAGGAACAUGGCCGCUGGUGAACCCAGGUGGCUACAGCCGAAUCUGCGACUGUUUCCUGGUGUGUGUGCAUUCGCAGAAACAUGUUAUGAGGGAUAUCACUUAGCCUUCGACACAUUCAGGGGUCCCUGUGAGGCAUGUGCAGCCCUAACCUAUGACCAUCAGACACAUUGCUUGUGGUGCCAAGACGGUGACGACUGUCCUUUGGGUGACCAGUGCCAUGAUGGACCCCAUCAGUGGUUCGGUUUUCCUCCACAGAGGGAUGAGUUUGCUUGGGAAACAGAUGAGGACCAGCGUAGACCAGUGACCGCUAUUUUGCGCCAUGCUAACAUGUUUUCUCCGGAGGGUAUGUGGCUAGACUCCAUUCAGAACUCUGUCUAUGAUCUUCCUGGUGGACUCCAGAUGGUCACCCGAGUCUUCACAAUACGUCGUGCAAUCUCCAUGGUACAACGCUGUGUGGUUCGCAAUACGGACUGGUCGCCAUAUAUCCGCUCCCUUACCUCAUUGGAUUAAGCGGUUGUCGCCUGUUUCAUAGCUCUAACACAUUUCUGCGGACUACAUUGUUUAAUUUCAAUUUUCCUUUUGUUCAUGUGUCUCAUAUUUAACUGCAUGUACACCCACGACUAAGGAUGACCUUGGUGGUGAUUCCACGGUCGCGCCACUGGCGGGCAGAGUGGGAAUUUUCCCUGGCAUGUUUGUCUACAGGGUUUUUCGCCCACUCCUAGUUCAUCGAUGUUGUGGUUUGGCGCACCCAUUAGUGUGAGGGUGGGAGUAAUGUCGAUCUUAUAAUGUUGCAUUGUCGAUCUUAAUCAUUUUGCUUUUAUUUCUUUUACUUUUUGUUUUUGCUUUAUUAUUCUUUUCAACACACGAGUGCCUGGUAAAAUGCUAGUAACCUCUUCCAGGGCUCCAACAAGACCCCCUGCGAUACGCAAAGUAUCUGGGUCAGAAGAAAACUACAUAUGCCAAAGAAGUCAAAGACUUUUACUUUGUUCUACUGCUGUAUUACAUGACAUGUAUGAUUGAGAAAUGGUUAUAAGUGGUUAUAA